CGCGGGCGGGGACGACUAGCAUUUAUCACUUCCAGCAAGUGCCUGAGCUCAGCCCCGCAGCGAAGAGGCUGCAGUGCGGGUGGGUGCAGAAGCUGGCCCUGUGGGGACCCCGGGGGGGAGGGGGAGCCGGAAAGCCCCCGCCGAGGCCGUCGCUGCGGGGCCUCCCCUCCCCCCCGGGCAGGCGCCAUGCGGGGGGGCUCAGGCGACGCGGAGCGGCGGCAGCGCUGGGGUCGCCUGUUCGAGGAACUAGACAGCAACAAGGACGGCCGCGUGGACGUGCACGAGUUGCGCCAGGGGCUGGCUAGGCUGGGAAGGGGCGAUCCGGACCGUGCACAGCAGGGCAUCUCCUCUGACUGGGACAGUGAUGCAGAUGGCGGCCUCAGCCUGGAGGAGUUUACUCAGUACCUGCAGGAACGGGAGCAGCGCCUUCUGCUCAUGUUUCACAGCCUUGACCGGAACCAGGAUGGUCACAUCGAUGUCUCUGAGAUUCAGCAGAGCUUCCGUGCACUGGGUUUCUCCAUCUCAAUGGAGCAAGCAGAGAAAAUCCUACACAGCAUGGACCGUGAUGGCACCAUGACCAUUGAUUGGCAGGAAUGGCGAGACCACUUUCUGCUGCACUCUCUGGAGAAUGUGGAGGAUGUCCUUUAUUUCUGGAAGCAUUCGACAGUCCUGGACAUUGGUGAAUGCCUAACGGUGCCUGAUGAGUUCUCCAAGCAAGAGAAACUUACAGGCAUGUGGUGGAAGCAACUGGUGGCCGGGGCGGUGGCUGGCGCUGUGUCACGGACAGGCACAGCUCCUCUGGACCGACUCAAGGUAUUCAUGCAGGUCCAUGCCUCAAGGUCCAACCGGCUCAACAUCCUAGGGGGCCUGAGAAACAUGGUUCAAGAAGGGGGCCUCUUGUCCCUCUGGCGGGGCAACGGCAUCAACGUGCUCAAGAUCGCCCCUGAGUCUGCCAUUAAAUUCAUGGCUUAUGAACAGAUCAAGCGGGCCAUCUGCGGGCAGCAAGAGACACUGCACGUUCAGGAGCGCUUCGUGGCUGGCUCCCUGGCCGGGGCCACAGCUCAAACCAUCAUAUACCCCAUGGAGGUACUAAAGACUCGGCUGACUCUACGCAGAACUGGCCAGUACAAGGGGCUCCUGGACUGUGCAAGGCGAAUCUUAGAGCGCGAAGGGCCACGCGCCUUCUACCGUGGCUACCUGCCUAAUGUGCUGGGCAUCAUUCCCUAUGCAGGAAUCGACCUAGCUGUCUACGAGACCCUGAAGAAUCGCUGGCUUCAGCAGUACAGCCACGAAUCAGCUAACCCAGGCAUUCUCGUGCUCCUGGCCUGUGGCACCAUCUCCAGCACCUGUGGCCAGAUUGCCAGUUACCCCCUGGCACUGGUCCGUACCCGAAUGCAGGCCCAAGCCUCCAUUGAGGGUGGCCCGCAGGUCUCCAUGGUGGGUCUGCUUCGACACAUCCUAUCCCAGGAGGGUGUAUGGGGCCUCUACCGGGGCAUUGCCCCCAACUUCAUGAAGGUCAUUCCAGCUGUGAGCAUCUCCUACGUGGUCUACGAGAACAUGAAGCAGGCUCUGGGGGUCACAUCCAGGUGAGGGACUGGGAGCCUGUCCCCCCAAGAUUCUCUCAUCUUCAUCAUGGCAUCCCCUAUGCUGAUGUCUUCAACCACCGGAGACUGGUGGCCUGACCAGUGGAUCCUAAUCCCUACCCCAAGGCACUGGACCCCAGUACCCAAAUCCCACAUCCUGUGUCCUGACCACGGUACCACAGGAUUCCAUGACUUGAUCCUCAACUUCACAACCAGACCCCCAAGCCCAACAACCCCUGGACCCCACAUAUCUGCACUUUUGACACUUGAAAUGUAAAACUACCCAUACCCUGGCCCCAAGCCUCUCGACCCUGCUCAUGCACACCCCAAAGCUGAAUCCUGCUUUUCCCUGCCCCACUGGGUUCUGGGCCUCCCUGUGCAGCAGCAGGUGGUCCCAGUGCCCCAAGCAUGGGGGCACUCAUCCACAUACCCCAUAGACCAGACCUCAGAGCCGCAGGCACCAGACCCAGUGCCCUAAUGGCACACUGGACCAGAGAUCCCCAAACUUGCUGCUGAGUUCCCUGUCAUCUGUCUCACAGCUCAGCCACUGAACCAAGAACUCUCAGCCACAGGAUCCUGACAGGGCAAUACCAAGAUCCUGGGCUCUGCCACUGGGUCCCUGGAUCCCUGGGCAAUGCAUUUCCCUGUUUGGGGUUCCAUAUCCUCCCAUUUUUACUGCUGGGUCUACAUUUCCAGCACUACCCGCAGUCUCUCACCACUGGACCCCAAGUCCCCAUCCACUGGAUCCUGGCUCCUGGAAGCAUGAGAAAGCUCCAGGCCUCUCAUGUGGAUCCCACAUGCUCCAGCUGCUAAAUUCCAGAUCCCAGAUCCCUUCAAGCCCUUCUGUGGACAACAUCCACAGAAGGCCAAACUCCCAGACACCUCUCUAUCCCAUCUCCUACACCCCAAUCGUCACUCCCCAUGUCUAGCUCCCAGUAGCCCAGUGACAGUAUCCCAUAACCCAGACACAGGGAGCUGAUUCCCACGGCAUGAGAGCCUUCUGGAAGCUCAGACACCAGACCAGUGGCUCCCUACCAGGCGGUAAGGGAUCGGAUGUAUGAAUGCUGGAUUGCACCUCAGCUAGGACACACCUCCUCUCCCACCACUCCCCAAAGUCACUUCAUUCCCUGUCCCCUACUCUCUCCAAUGUCUUCCACAUUCCCUGCCUUCCCACCAGGCCAGUCACUCCCAGAACCCAGGCCACUCUGGGAGGGUCUAGUCUGCUUGUUCAUGGGGAUCAGGAACAAAACCAAGGGGACCAUCUGCCUCCCACACUGCCAGCCCUGCUUGGGCCUCCGAAAGUCACAAUCAAGGACCAACACACAACAUCCUUCCUGGAACCCAGCAUCCAAUAUGCAAAUUAAGUCUCCCCGAGCUGACUCGGAGUUUUGUUUUUUUGGUUUUUGGUUUUACCAGAGAACAAAGUCCCCUGGCUCCCACCACAUCCCCAUACCCUCCGCACUUCAAGUUUAGAUUCCAAGCUUAGAACUGGGAGCACUCCGCCCACCUCCCAGUCUUCAGGGGACCUCUCAUCAAAGAACUGAGAGGAAAACGGUUUCCACCAACCCACACCAAGUCCUACCUCCCUGCCCAUGUGUGUCAUUUCAAGAAAAAAAUAAAUUUUCUAAGCUCUUA
Rattus rattus (black rat) is the source of this 3218-nucleotide messenger RNA. It is a transcript of the gene Slc25a23, whose product is annotated as solute carrier family 25 member 23. The coding region runs from base 187 to 1590 and encodes 467 amino acids. The record is from RefSeq and is a predicted model, not a curated record. Gene Ontology annotation, biological process: transmembrane transport. Lineage: Eukaryota; Metazoa; Chordata; Mammalia; Rodentia; Muridae. Gene Ontology annotation, molecular function: ATP transmembrane transporter activity; calcium ion binding. The transcript has 10 exons.